GAGGCAGCGAGUGCCCGGAUCGGCCGCAGCCGCCGCCGCCGCCCCGCGCAAUCCGCCGCCAUCCGCCGCGCCCCGCGCCCAUCACCCGUCCGCACCCGGCUCCGCAGGCACCCCCGGCUCCCCGCCACCACCACAGGCAGAUCGGGAGCGGCGCAGAGAAAUUUCCUUACUAGAUGACAUUUCAUCGCAAUGUCCGAUCGUUUGGGGCAAAUAACCAAGGGAAAGGAUGGGAAAAGCAAGUACUCGACUCUCAGCCUGUUUGAUAAGUAUAAAGGAAAGUCAAUAGAAGCUAUCAGAACUACAGUUAUUCCUAGACAUGGCUUACAGAGUCUUGGGAAAGUUGCUGCUGCCCGGCGCAUGCCACCUCCUGCAAAUUUGCCUAGCUUGAAGUCUGAGAACAAAGGAAACGACCCCAACAUCAUUAUAGUACCCAAGGACGGUACAGGAUGGGCAAACAAGCAGGACCAGCCAGACCAAAAGAGUUCCAGUGCGACGGCUGCACAGCUGCAGGAGUCGCUGCCGCAGCAGGGUUUGCAGAAAUCUGUCUCCAAUUUACAGAAGCCGACACAGUCAAUCAGUCAGGAGAGUACAAAUUCAGUGCCAGGUGGACCAAAGUCAUGGGCACAGCUGAAUGGAAAGCCAGCAGGACAAGAAGGUGGUUCAAGGGCCUCAAGCCGACUGUUAUCCUUCUCUCCCGAGGAAUUUCCGACGCUGAAAGCAGCUGGCGAGCAGGACAAGGUUGGCAAAGAAAAGGGCGCCUUAGAUCCGUCGUAUGGGCCAGGACCAAGCCUCCGCCCCCAAAAUGUCACCAGUUGGAGGGAGGGCGGUGGGAGGAACGUCACCUCUGCCACAUCUCUGACCGCCUCCCCUGCUGAGCUGGGCAGCAAAACCUCCAGCACUGGAGACGGGGCCCCCUCCUCAGGGAGCACCAACGAUCCCAAGGAGCCGUCUCUGCGCCCAGCUCAGCCCGUCCGCAAAGGGGCUUCGCAGUUCAUGGGAAACGUCUACCAGCCACCCACCUACCAUGACAUGCUACCUGCUUUUAUGUGUCCACAGCAGCCAUCUGAGACCCCUGCACCGCUGGACCGAGGGUCUUUCCCCACUCCUCAGCUUCGGCUUGAGCCCCGGGUACCUUUCAGACAAUUCCAGAUGAAUGACCAGGAUGGAAAAGAGAACAGGCUCAGCCUGUCUCGUCCAACACGCCCAGUUCGGCAGCAGAUGGAGCGAGUGCCUCGGCCCACCAUCAUCAAUGCAGAGAACCUGAAGGGGCUGGAUGAGCUGGACAAUGAUGCAGAUGAUGGAUGGGCAGGCAUUCAUGAUGAAGUGGAUUACUCUGAGAAACUAAAGUUUAGUGAAGAUGAAGAAGAGGAAGAAACUCUUAAAGAUGGACGACAGAAGUGGAACAGCUGGGAUCCCAGAAGGCAGCGACAGUUGUCCCUGAGCUCUGCAGACAGUGCAGAUGCCAAGCACACCUUGGAGGAAGGAAAGAAUUGGAAUGAUUCAGUUGGCUUGUCCCGGCCAGUCCGGAAAGCGCAGGAUUCACAGCAGCCUCCGAGGAAGCUGAAUGGCUGGAGCUCUGCCUCAGAAUACCAGAAGCCUGCGCUGGGAAGUGUUCUCAGACAGCAGUCCCUCGAGGAUAAAGAAGAAAAGGUGCCUGUGAGACAGAAGUUUGUGCACUCUGAGAUCUCUGAGGCUGUCGAGAGAGCCAGGAGGCGACGGGAGGAGGAGGAGCGGCGAGCCAGGGAGGAGCGCCUGGCAGCCUGUGCUGCGAAGCUCAAGCAACUUGAUCAGAAAUGCAAACUGGCUCAGAAGAGUGGGGAGACACAGAAACACACAGAGAAUGAAGAUGUGCGACCUCCCAGCACAGAGAAAAACACUGCACAAGAGAAUGGCCAUGCUUUCCGUAAAGCAACCCCCGAGUUUCACACACAGGAUGCCUCUGUUGGCUAUCUGGAAGAGGAGAGUCCUGCUCCAGCAGCAGCAGCCCAAAGCAGCAGUGAGGAGGAGCUCAGAGAAGCUCCCUCACCAGCACAAGAAUUCAACAAAUACCAGAAGUCUCUUCCCCCACGAUUCCAGAGGCAGCAGCAACAGCAGCAGUACUUCAGUGUGAUUCCUGGCUCCACAACCAUGUCCAAUGGCCCAUCCUGUUGCCUGCAGGAGCAGCUGUACAAGAUGCAGCACUGGCAGCAGCAGGUCUAUCCUCCCCCGUCCCACUCCCAUCCCCAGCGGACGUUCUACCCGCCGCACCCGCAGAUGCUCAGCUUCGAUCCCCGCUGGAUGAUGAUGCCGUCCUACAUGGACCCUCGCAUGGCCCAGAGUCGCACCCCCGUGGAUUUCUACCCCUCAGCCCUUCACCCUUCAGGAAUUAUGAAGCCCGUGAUUCAGCAGGACUCCAUCAGUGGGAGCAGCUGUCGGUCUGAAGAUCAGAACUGUCAGGCAGGGCAGACAGAGAGGAAAACUGCUGCCUUGGAUCCUGUGCCAGUGUGGGGCCAGGACAGCUACACAUCCCUGCAGAGCAAAGGAUACUCCCUGUCGCAUCAGAAACAUGUUGACAGCAUGGGCAUGGAAGGGCUGCAUGCCAGGAAUGAAAAUUACUCUGCUUCUGGAAGGCCAGAGAGUCUGAGCACUCAGCGAGAUCUCUUUGAGGAGAGAGGGGAGGAGUAUUUGAAUGCUUUUGACAAGAAGGCCCAAGCAGACUUUGACAGCUGCCUGUCUUCUCAGAGGAUAGGCCAGGAUCUCUUGUUCCAGCACCAGGAGAGUGUGCAGGAAGCCUGUGCUGCUGGCAGCCGCCAUGCGAACCUGAGGUGUUCACCCCUGGAGCCUGAUUUUAUCCAAGCAGAGAAGAAGCCUGAAUAUAAUGGUUGGGAUAUCAGCCACCAUCAGAAACCUGCGGAGACAGCAGAGGAAGUUGCUGAAGAAGGAGCCCGGGAGGAGCAGUCGUUCAGUGCUGACCCCUGGAAGAAAGAAGGAGCCAAUACCAAGCAGGCCACUGAAGAGACAGCAGAGUGGGUUCCUGAGAGCCGCAACACCAGCGGGCAGCCCCAGGAGCAGAUGGGGAGAACACGGCGGUCGGGCCCCAUUAAAAAACCAGUCCUGAAAGCCCUCAAGGUGGAAGAGAAGGAGAAGGAGAUGGAGAAGGUUAAACUGGAGGGAGAGGACAGCUCACGCCCGCUGAAGGAGAAGGCAGCUGUUCAGAAGGUAGAAAAUGAGUCAGAUGACUCUGCUGCCUUGCUGAAUUCAACGCGUUACCUGCUGGAUGACAAAGGUUCUUCCCAAACGAGCCUUGCACGGGAGGCUGAGAAAUCCCAAGAGGAAGAAGAGGACGAGGAGGAAGAAGAGAAGCCAGAAAGAACCUGGGAGAACAAACUAUCCAGAGAAAGCAGCGAUCUCCCUCCCACAAAAAGAAACAAUUGGAUCUUCAUUGAUGAGGAGCAAGCCUUUGGUGGGAGAGGUCAAGGGCGUGGGCGAGGGAGAGGCUUCAGAGAGUUCACUUUCAGAGGCCGAGGCACGGUUGUGAGCAGCAGGGGGGUCUACAACAACACCCAGAGGAGCAGCCGGGGCCGAGGGCUCCGGGAGUUUAACCAGCCAGAGGACUUCCCCAGAGGCAAACCAAGGCGCCGGAUUGCCAGUGAGACACACAGCGAAGGGUCAGAGUACGAGGAGCUCCCCAAACGUCGCCGGCAGAGGGGCUCUGAGAACAGCAAUGAAGGCUCUGUGCUGGACAGGGAUGACAGUGAUUUGAAAAAGGGAGACUUCAAAGAGUCUUGGAGGUCCAACAAAAUCUAUUCAGAUGAUCACAAUAGCCUGGAUCCUAAGAUGAGGGCUCCAAGAGCCUUUGGGAGAUCACUGCCACCAAGACUGAGCAAUUCUGGCUAUGGGCGAAGGGGGUUCAUGGGUAAGGAGCCCACCCAGUGGCAAGGCAGGAGUGGGGGAGGAGGGUGGCAGGAAUACAGCCACACAUCUCCAUCAGACACUUUUGGGAGCAGGCAGCAGUCUGACAGGGACUACCUUCAGGAUUCUUACAAACACACGGAUUCUUUCUCCAGCCGGGUUUUUGAUGAGAGUCAUCUGGAUGACAAAAGGCACUUUUUCCAGGAGGAUUACUCAGCAGAUCAGGAGAACAUAGAGAACAGGCCCUUCAGGAGGCGGCGUCCUCCCCGGCAGGACAAGCCCCCACGGUUCAGGCGCCUCAGGCAGGAGAGGGAAUCAGUCGGGCAGUGGAACCCCGAGGAGGGAGGCCCUAAUUUGCUGCCCAGCCAGUGGCCAGGCAGACCCAAGCUGGGCACUGCAGAGAAGAGCAGCAUCUCGGGCAGACGCUCUCCUGAGCUGUCCUACCAGAACUCUUCGGACCACGCCAAUGAGGAGUGGGAGACAGCGUCUGAGAGCAGUGACUUCAGCGAGCGGCGGGAGAGAAGAGAUGGCGCUCCAGAGAGUGAGGGCCAGCUGGAGGGUGGCCUCAGCACUGGGAGCCUGGGAGAGAAGAGGGAACUGGCAAAGAGGAGCUUCUCGAGCCAGAGGCCGCUGGUGGACAGGCAGAGCCGCAAAGCUGAGCCAGCAGGGUUUGCAGAGCAGUCUGUCAGGAGCAGUGUGGGAGCAGCUUCCAGAUACGAGAGCCAGCAGAAUGGCACCCUGAUGAAGAGCAAAAGGUCUCCAGAAGAAGGAGGAGGCCUUGGCAACACCAGUGGUGGGAGCAGCCACUCCAUUUAUAGCUUGGAUAGGGCCUCCCAUGUGAACUCAGAGAGCGCUGAGGGGCCAGGUAAAAAGCCAGAGAAGGAGCACAAAUCCACUGCACAAAGAGCAAGUGAGAAGGGAGAGGCCUUGUCACAGUUCGAACUGAGUUAUGGAAGUACCAUCAUUGAUAAUCGGGUGUCGAACACAGCAGAAGAGAAUGAAGUUGGUUCCAUGGCAGGGGAAGGCUUCAUUGAGGUUCUUACUAAAAAGCAGCGUCGUUUGCUGGAAGAGGAGCGGAGGAAGAAGGAACAGGCUGCUCAGGCACCAGCCAAGGCCCGCGUCCUUCAGUCGCGCAUUCCGCCGCGGUUUGCCAAGAAGCAGAACGGCCUGUGCUUGGAGCAGGGUGAUGUAGCAGUGUCUGGAAACAGCCUGGGCACAGAGAUCUGGGAGAGCAACAGCCCAGCACUUUCCGUUCAGUCUCCUGGCAGUGAUUCCUGGAGCAAGCCUGUAAAUACCUUUAAUGGUACUGAGUCCAGCACUGAGCAGGGAUUUAAAGGCAGCCAGGGGGAUAGUGGCAUUGACUUGAGCGCGGAGUCUCGGGAAUCCUCCGCGACCUCCUCUCAGCGCAGUUCUCCAUAUGGCACCCUCAAACCAGAGGAGAUGAAUGGGGCUGGCCUGGUGGACCCAAAGCCUGACUGCCAGAAGGAGCAAGUGCAGAAGCAAACUGAUAAAAAGGAUUCAGAUCAAGGCUCAGGACAGAACAAGGAACACAAGCCCGGACCAAUCGGCAACGAACGCUCCCUGAAAAACAGAAAGGGUUCGGAGGGAACGGAACGGCUGGAAGGGAAUAUUCCCCCUGUUAAUGGGGUGGAAAUUCACGUGGAUUCUGUACUUCCUGUGCCACCCAUUGAAUUUGGAGUAAAUCCUAAAGACUCUGACUUCAGCUUGCCGCCUGGUUCUGCCUCUGGCACUGCAGCUAACCCUGUCACCAAAUUGCAGGAUGCCUUGGCCAGUAAUGCAGGGUUAACACAGUCCAUUCCCAUCCUGCGAAGGGAUCAUCACCUCCAGCGCUGCAUCGGCCUGAACCCCAUGUCCUUCCCCACUGCAGACCUUACUCUUAAGAUGGAGUCUGCUCGUAAAGCUUGGGAAAACUCUCCGAGUUUACCAGAACAGAACUCCCCAGGAGGUGCAGGCUCAGGCAUCCAGCCUCCUUCCAGUGUUGGAGCUUCCAACGGUGUCAGCUACAGCUCUUUUGGUGGAGUUUCUAUGCCUCCUAUGCCUGUGGCCUCUGUAGCACCUUCUGCAUCUAUUCCAGGUAACCAUAUUCCACCCCUGUAUCUGGAUGGCCAUGUGUUUGCAAGUCAGCCCCGCCUGGUCCCUCAGACAAUACCUCAGCAGCAAAGCUACCAACAGGCUGCUGCUGCUCAACAGAUUCCCAUUUCCCUCCACACAUCCUUACAGGCCCAAGCUCAGCUUGGACUGAGGGGUGGUCUGCCGGUUUCCCAGUCCCAGGAGAUGUACAGCUCCAUACAGCCCUUCAGGUCUCAGGUGUACAUGCACCCCAGUCUGUCCCAGCCCAGCACCAUGGUCCUGACAGGAGGCACUGCUCUGAAACCUCCAUAUUCCGCCUUCCCAGGCAUGCAGCCCUUGGAGGUGGUGAAAACCCAGUCUGGGUCCCCUUAUCAGCCCAUGAACGGAAGCCAGGCACUGGUUUAUGAGGGGCAAAUAAACCAGGCUGGUAUGGGAGCCUCCCAGAUGAUGGACUCUCAGCUCACACAGCUGACAAUGCCUGUGCCUGGCUCCCAGCUGCCUCUGCCCCGCUACGGCUCUGGCCAGCAGCCCCUGCUUCUGCCACAGUCCAUCCAGCUUCCUCAGGGGCAAAACCUGCCUGUAGGAGCUCCCCGAAGAAUCCUCCCUCCUGGAUCCCAGCCUUCUGUUCUUGCUGCCAGCAGGGAGUCCUCCCAGAUGGAAAUGAAAGGGUUUCAUUUCUCCGAUGGUAAACAGAGCAUGUCCUCCGGAGGGUCAGUACCAUCCCCACACACGUACAGAAUUUACUCCAUGAAUGUUGUCGACUCUUCGAUUUCCAGGCCUAGCUCUGCCAGCCCCAGCGGGAAGCCGUCGGGACCAGCAGUGAGCAUGGGCUCUGUGCAAGGACACUACGUACAGCAGGCAAAGCAGCGGGUGGAUGAUAACAAAGCCAGUCUGGGAGCAGUGAAGCUGCAAGAAGCAACCUCCACAAACCAGAUGAAGCCAGUGCGCACAGGAGCGAUCAAACCUCAGGCAGUCAAAGUGGAGGAGAGCAAGGCCUAGGAGCACCUCUGAUGCCUGGCUGGUCCUGCUGCCUGAGAGGCACCACAGCUUAGACUGGACCCCACUGGAUCUCCUGAAAAUCUCACCAGAUCUAUCCCCACCCCACACUGACUGACUACAUCAUUCAAGCCCCUCUCCCAACAAAGCAGUUUGAAACAGUGGAUAUGACAUUGACCUGCUUGCUUUAAAACAAACCGAUCAUGUGACUUUUAAGUGGCUUUAGCCAUUUUUUUUUUUUUUAUUUCCCCCUCCCCAUGCCCCAUCCACAGGUAGCUGUGAUCGCUCACUUGGCAAAGCCCGUCCUUCUCCUUCCCUACUUCUGUCUCAGCAGAGUGGCAACUGGGGGAGAGGGGUUUAGUUUGAGGUUUUUCAUUUUAAAGGCAGCUGAGGUUUUUACAAAAAAGCUGUAUCUUUGUUUAUAGCAGAACUUUUAUAUGUUCUCUCAUUCUCCCCCUUCUUUCUGCUUUCCUCAUUCCUUUCAGAAGAGAAUUCCCUUCAGUUAAAAUGAUGUUCUGACAAAACUCUGCUUAGUUUUGUAUAUGGUUCUGUGCUAUGUUGAGAGUUCGAGUUUGUUUGGGUGUAUUUCCUCAGAUGAUUUAGUCUUUCAGACUUUGAUUAAAAAAAAACAGGACAGAUAUGACAUUUGUUAAUUUUUCAGUAUUUUUGUUUUAAGCUAGAAGCAGUGCUUGCAGUAGGAAGAAAUGUGUACUAAAGACACAUAAUACAUCAGUGCAUAAAUCCUGAAACUUGCACCACUUCCAUGCAGCUUUGGGGUGCUUGGUGCACAACAAAAUUUAGCAUUUUCAUUUUAAGGAAAAAAACCCAAACCACCAGAUUUCUGUUGCAAGCUCAUACAGAUCUAGGUGUUUAAUUUUUUCCUUUUUGUGCGUUUUGGAUUUUUUUAGUGACUGCAAAACAAACGCCAAAAUGUAAAUCAUAGAUUUACAAAGUGUAAUGUUUGUUAGGGAAAAAAAAUUCUCACAACACGUGGGUCAGAAGAGUUGGCUAGAGCCAACGGGUCUGUAUGGACUACUUUUUGUAGUUGUGAUGCUCUCUCAUGCUCCCUGCCUUGGCUGCUGGAAUUCUUCGUGUCUCCUGAGACUUGUCCUAUAUUGUGUUCAUCCCUCGGGGCUGCUCUCCUAAGCUUUGCUCUUUUCCCUGAGUCUUGCUUUCUAUUCCUCUAUUCCAUGGCCUUUUGUAAAAUUUGCAUAGAAAUACAUUGGUAAGGGAGCCCCUCUGCAAGGCACCUCCUGUUUUGGGUUGGAAGUGCGUGGUUACAGAGGCAGUUUGGAAUCAUCCUUCUCCUCUCCUUCCCCAGGUGAACAGCAAAGGGUUCUUUACUCUGGUGCAGUUGCAUAUAGUGUGUGUACAGCAUCGUCACCUCACCACUCCUCUCCAGUAUUUGAUGAUCUACACAAGGAAGAUCCCAGUGGGAGAGGUUGGGUUUUAUUUCUUUGGCUGUUUGGUUUUGGUUUUUGUGAGCGUGCGUGUGUGUGUGUGUGUGUGUUCGUAGAUUUUUUAGGAUGGACUUAAAAGUUCCUGAAAGGGCUUGGAGUCCUUCACCUGAUGGUAGUCUAAAGUGAAAACUACUUUCAGCUAACUUGGUUUUUGUUGUUUAGCUCUUUCAAAAUGUAAAGUAGGCUGGUCACUCUGAAGUGAGGGACAGAACUGUUUUUGGAGAUGGUAGCUUGCUCACGGGCUGUGUGUCGGCCUCUGCUGGGUGGCAGAAAGUCAUUUGGUGGUGGUUCCAAAGAAGAUAUUUUGAACAAAGAAUGUAUUGGGGAAGGGAUCUGAAAGGUGUUCUUGUUUCUUUGUUUGCUUUCCUCCCCCCCACCCCUCCCCUGUCUGGAAAAAGAUCCUUUGUAACUUUGUAAGGAUGCAUUUGAAGUUUUAAGCUAGGCAUAAAUAUGAUUUUUAUACAGUAGCUUUAAAGAGCUUAGAAACCUAAACUAACUUAGGCAUAGUAAUGUCCCCUCUCCAUAGGUGUCCCCACGGAACAUGGCAGAGAACCUGAAGGGAAAGGGAUAGGAUGGUACUUUAAGAAAAAAUAAGAGCUCUUUUUUCCUUAGGUUUUAUCGAUUUUAAUUUCGGAGCAGAGUGUGCCAGCAUCUCUCUAGCGUCCUCCUUAAAGUACAAGGUUUGAGAUUUAGUGACAAAUAUUUCCCCAACCUUCAGACAUCUCCCAGAUUUGCAUCCUCAUCUGCUAGUCCUGCUCCCAGUGUUUUCCAAAGAUUGUACCUCCAGUAAGUCAUCCCACCCUUGUUUCUAUUUUCUCCCUUGAAAUACCAUUAACAGCAGAAUUGUCUGUUUGGGAUUUUUUUAUUAUCCUUCUGCCCAGCUGGCCAUAGCUAAUACAAGCCCAGAAUCUAACUAAUGGCUAAAGAGACUUACCUGAGCCCUCCUCAUCUCUUCCCUACUCUAGACACACUACUUCAGCUUUACAAAGACACUAACCUCCUUCCUCCCACCUGUGUGACUUCAAAACGGUCAAACGUGUUGGAGAAACUGGGUUAUUGCAAGAUCCAAGAUAUUGCAGUCCCUCUGGUGUACAUGCCAUCAGAAUUACAAAACUUCCCUAUUGGAAAAGGUCACCCUUCUUUCUCUUUUAAUCCCUCCAUUCCUCCCCCCAACAAAAUAAAACACUAGAAUUUAUUUAUACGUAUUUGAUGUUGUAGGUCUAGGUGAAAAAGUAAUUGUUUCACUGCUCUAUUUAUAUAUUAUGUCUGAAUUAUUCUGUGCAGGAAAGGCCAAGAAAUGCAUGUGAGCUUCAUUCCAUUUCUCAACUUUGCGUGACUGUCAGCUGCAGUUGGCAAGACUCUCUCACUUAGUGGAGUUUUGUGUGAUGGAAAGCAGUUUUAGAGCCCAAAUUUCUACGGUGCAAUAUCCUUCUCUGGCAUAUAUUUUUGCUUGUUUGUUUGUUUGUUUGUUUGUUUAAAGCUAGUCCAAGGUUAGUGCAGUUUGUGGUGCUCUGGAGUCAAAAGGAAAAGCCUCAGAUCCUCAAAGGAGGAGAAAAGCCAAGGGAGCUGGAAUGCUGAUAAAAAUCCGGUGUGGAGAGGAGGAUGGAGAUGCACAGAACGUGUCAAUGCAGUUACAGAGGGUCCUUCUGCUUGCUGUCUGCACUGUUGAAGGCUUGAUUUAUUGCUGAUUUAUUCCUUUGUGAGUUGCUUUAGCUUUGACUGGAAGUCAGCUACCAAAUUGCAGCCUCAUUCUGCUGGGAAAGGUGGAGCCCAUCUUUCCAGCAAGAAGCAGGAAUGUUCAGAGGCUGACCCUGCUGCUCCCUGUCGCACAGUGAGCCAUGGCCAGCAGCUCCAGUCAGCGCUGCUGUCCUCACCACUCCUGCUGUUAGCUCUUAAUUUAAAAACAAAUCAGCAUUGACGUCUUGGAAGAAAAAAAAGGGCAUAAAAAGGCACUCCAGUGUAUUUUAAACGACAGGCAGAAGCAGCAGUCACCAGUGCCACAGGCAUUGCUGUUGAUGUUCCAUAGCUUGCUCCUGGCUGUGCCAGCUGUGCAGUGUCAGCACCUCUGGAUGUGUUUGCUGCCCGUUGUGUGUGUGGUGCUCCAUCAACGCCUUCCUCGCAGGAAUGCUGCAAAGCCACGAGCUGCCCUGUGCUUCCUGUGUGUUUAUAGACUGGUAUGCAUGCCAGGACCUCCUUCUGUUGCAUCUUCUUAACCCUCCUUUUGUUCCAGGCUGGCUAAGCACAGCUUAAUUCCUGGUUAUUUUUUAUUCAGCAACCCAGUUUCUUCAUAAGAAAGUUUUAUUUGUGAAUAAAAUUUAAUUUACAACAGCCACCAGCGUGCUUAGUUGUGGCACAUGGACAGAAAAGGUGCAUUUAGCUGUCUCUUUUUUGCUUCAGAGUCCAGCUAUUCUUGUUGUUUAUUUUAAUCCAAAGACCACCAGGUUUUCCAGUGGCCAUAGACACUCCCUUGGGUUUAGUGGCUUGUUCUGGCUGCUCCAGAUGUCCUUGGCUGUCCCCCAGGAAUCACAGCUGCAGCAGUGAGGCGCUCACCCUUUAGCAUGUCUCGAGGCAUUGUCCUUAGCUGGAAUCCUCCCUCUGGUUCUGUAAAAAUUGCAUUUGUUGUUUCUCAAGGGGAUACUGUCCUCCUUAAAGCUUUUAACUUCAUGACCUGUAUAGUAAAUUUUUUUUGGCCUUUCCUCUCUUUGUCUUUUCAUGUAGACCAGAUAUUUGAAAGGGCAGACGAUGGAUAAUUGUGUAACGUGCAACCUGUUUAUAUUUUUUGGAAACUCUUAACUCGGACCGGAAUUCGAAUCACGGAAUCACCAGGCCAGUUGCGGCACACUUCUUUAUUGCCCUUCUCCUCGUUUCAGUACCUAUUGUUUCUCCUUUCAAAUAUGUGAUUGUAUUAGCUCUUUCCAUAUGAAAGAAUUCUCCUUAUUUAAAUAAAAAAAAAUUAAAAAAUAAAGCAGAUUAUGCUUUUCUCAAA
Taeniopygia guttata (zebra finch) is the source of this 11424-nucleotide messenger RNA. RefSeq names its product proline rich coiled-coil 2B (gene PRRC2B). The record is from RefSeq and is a predicted model, not a curated record. Gene Ontology annotation, biological process: cell differentiation. NCBI's taxonomy places the organism in Eukaryota, Metazoa, Chordata, Aves, Passeriformes, Estrildidae.